GUGCUAUGUUUAGCUGGCUGCUUUGUUGAGGAUUCCUCCUUGGUUUCCUGCAGGUUUUAGCGUAAGAGUUGCAAUGGAACCCAGCUGGAGUACGUUUUUAUUUCAACAGGCUAACGAGGCACUCCACCACCAGCACCAAUUAGCCGGGAACAGCCUCUUGCCGUUGCUCACUUCUGGAUCAGAGCCGCCUGAUCAGAAACCAGUGCUGCCCAUAGUGUUGGAUCAAAAACCACCAGUCAGCGCUGCCGAACUUCUCAAAGACAAUGUGGCCAGUGGCACUGGGGCAGGAGGCGGUGGAGGACCUCCACUUGCUGUGGUCAAAAAAGAGCCUAAAUCAAAGACGCCAUUUAUUUGUGGCUAUUGCAACAAGGCUUUCCGGGACAGCUACCACCUGCGGCGGCACGAGUCAUGCCACACCGGCAUUAAGAUGGUAUCGCGGCCGAAGAAGACGCAAGCAGCUCCCACCAUGGUGCCAAUCAUAUCCACUUUACCUCGAGAUAACAGUGGAAACCCUUCAUACAUUACUACUGUAGCUGGCAUUUUGACAACAGCCACCACAUCAACUGCGACAGGCACGAGUAUCAUGACCCCGAUGCAACACCAACAGCAGCAGAACAUCCCUAAGAAGCCCCCCAAACCUGUGAAAAAGAAUCAUGGCUGUGAUAUGUGUGGGAAGGCUUUUAGGGAUGUCUAUCACCUGAACCGCCACAAGUUGUCACACUCUGAUGAAAAGCCAUUUGAGUGUCCCAUCUGUCAUCAGAGGUUCAAGAGGAAGGAUCGAAUGACAUAUCAUGCACGCUCCCAUGAUGGUGGUGUUCACAAGCCUUAUAUUUGUUCUGUAUGUGGGAAAGGAUUCUCCAGGCCUGAUCACCUAAGCUGUCAUGUCAAGCAUGUCCAUUCCUCAGAGAGGCCUUUUAAGUGCCAAGUGACGGCCUGUACGUCUGCCUUCGCUACCAAAGACCGUCUACGUUCUCACAUGAUCAGACAUGAAGGCAAAGUCACCUGUAACAUUUGUGGCAAAAUGCUAAGUGCUGCCUACAUCACAAGUCAUCUCAAGACACAUGGUCAAGCCAGCUUCAGCAACCAAUGUAACAAUAAAGGCAUAAGUGACUGGCAGUGGAACCACUCAGGGCCACGAAAAGGUGAUUUGACGGUAGGAGAGAUUUUAAAUAACUCCUUCCAAGUCCUAAUUGACAACUUUCACAAAGAUGCCAACAACGUGCACAACAAUUCCGCCACGACAACGCCGGUCACCAACUCGGCAGCCAUCACUUCGGCCAUGAACCGUGGCGGCAAUGCCAGCAACCCAGUCACCAUUGCUGCUCAGAUGAACAUCACCACCAGCACGGUCAACAUUACAAACCCCGUCAACCUGCAGCAUCCCGUCACCAUCACAGGGCCUGUGAACCUAGCCUCUGUCAACAUCCCCACGACCGCCCACAUGAAUAUUGCCCACCCCGUGGCCAUCACCACCCCAAUGCCCAUGAAUAUCACCGGCCCACUUAACAUUGCCAUGAGGCCCAUGGAGAGCAUGCCUUUCCUAUCCCAGGUUCUGCCAUCCUCACCCCCUUGGUAGAAUUUGUUUUCUAGCCGCUGAGUAACUGUUGAGAAUGUAACUGCCUAAUAAUAGAUGAACCUGUCAAAAUCUGACUAUAAUUCCGUUCUCAGUGGAUGGGCAAUAUGCCUAACACUGAAGUUGGCAUACCGUCCUCAAUAAUGCAAUGACACCCUACAACCCGCAUGAAUUAUGAGUAGCAAAAAUCAGUGCUAAUAUCAAUUCGUUAAUUGUUUGUUUGUAUUUAUGAGAGGGAAAUGCUUGGGAAAAGUCUUCGUCAUUAUAGUAAUUUGUAAACAAUGAUCUACAUACUGUAUCUGACAAAUUAAUUCAUCACAUUGAUGCAAAAUAAUGUAAAUGAAAUAUUACCUCCAAAGCUGUCCCUACAAAUUUUUACAACAGAACAACUCCUUUCCUCAUUUGGAAAAUCCGAAAGGAGUUUAAGGACUUUCUCGGUGCAUCCCCGUCUUGCAAAAUAGAGCGGCGAGAGGACCUUUAUCUUUUAAUGGGACAAAAAGUAGAAGAUCUACUGUUUGGGUGGUGUCUAAUUUAAAUGAAACCACUAUAUAGUUUUAAUCCAAACAUGAAAGCAAUCGUUUAUGCCAAAGAUUUUCCAAGCAACAUGUUUCCCUUUUGAAUUCUAUAUUUGAAAAGAUUGGGAAACCCAAAUACAUUUAAUUAGGGUACUACCUGACUGAGGCCUCACAUUAGAAGCUGCUACAGGCAGUUAACUUUAAGUUUGCACCAUGUCGUAUUUUAACUUAUGCCGACAUCAUGGCAUCUAUCACAAAAAUCUCAUUUUGAUGAAAUUUGGAUGUUGUAUAAAACUUAAACGGAUUAUUUGAUUUGAAAAUAAUUUCCUACCUAUAGGCCAUUGAAUACACUACAAAGAUAUUUAUUAUCUUAAAAAAAGAAAAUUCUACAACAAUACACAUUUUGCAACAUGUUCCAAAAAAGCUGGGGCAGGCGUAUGUUACUUCAUCUUUCUUUUCCUUUCCUUUCACCUUUCCUUUCACCUUUCCUUUCCGCACAAGGUAGUCUGUGGAAUUGUUCCUAAUCUUGCUUCAUGUACAACUUCAAUUGUUCAGUUGUAUUUUCAAUAAGACACAGGUCUGGACUGCUGCCAGGCAAGUAUAGUGCACAUAUUCGUAUUAAAAGGCCUCACUGUUGUAACGUGCAGAAUGUGCCUUUGAAUUGACUUGCUGAAAUACUCUGGGACGUUCCUUGAAAAACACGUUGCUUGGAUGGCAGCAUAUGUUGCUCCAAAAACUGUAUAUACUGUUUGGCAUUAACAAUGUCCUCACAGAUGUGCAACUAACCCUAACCACACUCCCAUACCAUCACUGAUAUUGGUUUUUGAUUGUCACGCUGAUAACAGUCCAGUUUUUUUCUCUUUAGCCCAGAGUAAACGAUGUCCAUGACUGCCCAAAAACAUUUUGAAAUGCGGACUCAUCAGACCAUAGCACUCUUUUCCACUCUGCGUCACUCCAUCUUAGUUAAGCUUGGGCCCAUAGAAACUAGCAACUUUUCUGGGAUUUUAUUGAUAGAUGGCUUUCGUUUACCUGGUAGAAUUUUAUUUUAACUUGUAUUUGAACAUAGAUGUAUACAGUCAAACCUCAGUUUUUGACCACAAUCCGUUCCAGAAGGCGGUUCGAGAAGUGAAUCGUUAGAAUACCGAUGACUCAACUGCAGCGCACCGUCGAACACGCAAUCGUAGCGCGCCGCCGACCGCGCAACUGCGCCGCUCUAGUCGCAUUAUUGUGACAGAGCCGUCGCUGAAAUUUAGCAAAUAUUUUUCAAGUCCUGAUGUAUUUUCCCAAAUUUUUGUGGACCUCAGUGCACAGGGAGCUUAAUUUGGUCCGAUCGGGCAACUGCAGCGCGCCAGGCGCUCACUGUCGCAUUGCUUUAAGAGUGUCUUUGUGUUUUAGGAUGGGUUUGCUGCUCCCACUUGCUUUCUUUGGAGGCAUGAUUCGGUGUUAAUACAAUCCUCAAAGUAAUGAAAAUACAAUAACAAUGACCGGAGUCAGUCGGCAUCCGGGUCGCGCGGUCGGGUUUUCUCGGGUCCUCUCGGCUCAUCUUGCGAGGUUUGACUUCCGAAUUUUUGUUUGACAACGGAGGCAAAUAAAUCUCGAAUUUUUCGUUCGAAUUUCGAUUUGUUCGAGAACUGGGACGUUCGAAAACCGAGGUUUGAUUUAAACUGUACUCUGCGUCCCUCUCUCUCGAUAAAUUGUUUUGGACAAAUCUCUUCUCAGAGUUUUUGGUCUAUGAGAUGAAGAUAGCAGGCAGACGGAUUGCUUAUGUGGCACACGUGCUUCUUGACUCAAAAUGUUUCUUUUUGCUCUUUCUUGUCCGUAACACCCCCCCACAUCCUUUCAUACAGACAAGUAAGUCUCAGGCUCUUCCAUUGUAACAGUGGAAAAAGUUAACUAGCAUUUUUGCGCGCUUUUUGAAGCCUUUAAAAUGGCAUAAUUUCCUUUAUUCUUAACGUUUUGUUUCCUACAUUUAUAUGGGGCACAUGAGCAAUGCUAACGUUGCAAGCAGCUAAUGCUGGCAACAGGCGCCAUACGCUACAGUGCCAGUGUAAUUUUUUAGCGCCCUUAAUUAGCAAUUCAACGUUCUUUUAACACAACAUUGUGACUGUCAUAAAUAUUUUGAAUUUCUGCUGCGGCUGGCUUGACUUCUUCCUGGGUUUUUAGUUCCAGAGCACUGCCCAAGUAAAUGAGAAAAAUGCCAUGAGCAAUUUUUUUUAACAGUUGCCUGGAUUGCUCAAGGAUUUUCUGAAAGUUUUGUGAGCCCAAUUGGCAGUAUCCUACCAUAGAAGAUUUGCCUGAGGGAUUGAAAGUCACAGGGAUUCAUUGUUGGUUUUUGCCCUGUACGAUAUGAUGAGAUUUCUUUAGAUUCUCUGAGUCUUUAUAGACGUGGAUCCUAGAUAAUGAAAUCCCUAAAUUUCUUGCAAUUGUACAUUGAGAAAAGUUUAGCAAAAAAAAAAACAGUGAACGCGCUUACCUGUGAAAUGUUCCAAACAGGGUUUUCUUUUCUUCGUUUAUAAGCCUUGCUAACUUUUACUACUUUUGUUUCCCCUGUCCCAGCCUUUUUGCUAACACGUUACAGACAUCAAAUCUAAAGUACUUGUAAAUAAUAAUACUAAAAAACAAGACAUUAUCAGUUUGAGCUUUAAAUUCUUUGUCAUUGUAGUGUAUUCAGUAGAACAUGGGUUGAAAGGGAUUUCCAAAUCAUUGAAUCUGAUUUUACAUUUUACUCGACAUCCCAGGUUCAGUGGAAUUGAGAUUUGUAGAAAAUAUCUUGACUCAAACUUUUAUAUUUACAUUUUAAUACAGGUUGUAUUUUCAAACAGAUAUUCACUAGUAUUUCUAAUAUUGAAGUUUUUUUCACCAAUUAUUACAUUGUCAGCAGUUACACUCCAAACCAUAAUUUUAUUUUUUGCUUGUUAUACUUUAGUUGUUAUUAUUUUUAACAUAAUAGAUACUGUAAGUGGUUGUUAGCCAGCUCAUCGCAGCUGCAUUGCUAACAAACACAAAAGAUUUGUUAUGUGCUGGGCAUUUGAUGUCAAUAAAUGUGACACCUUACUACAACAUACGCCCAGGUGUAUUGCCGGAAGGUGAAAAAUGCUUCCUACUAAAAUUGUUUAAUGUUUUUAGUUUUAAAAGAUUUUAUAGGACUAAUCAGUAUUUAAUAGUUUCUGUAUUUUAAAGGUUAGAGUGGAGGGUGAGCGGUGUUGAGCAAUAUUUUGGAUUGUGUUGUUGUUUCUGAGACUGGCUAGAAUAAUUGUUUCAAAUCAACUCCUCCCAUAUAUUUAAAUGGCUGGAAACUGGUCACUUGUCAUCACUGCUGGAUACUCUUCACACUUUAGCGAUCUCAUCAAUUUUGGAAGGAUGGCUAGAUAAAUGAGGACAUGAUAGUUAAUGGUACUGAAAAAAAGUUUUUUGUUUGUUUUUCAACUGAAAGCAAGUCUCCUGAGGCGUUGCCCUUAAAAUACAGUAUUAUCUAAGGUCAAAUGAAAAAAAAAAAAAUCAGUUUUUUUGUUUUCUGUCUUUUUCUUUGAACUGUAGAGGUCAAUAGAUUUGCUUAGUUGCACAUGGACAGUGCAAGCCCAAAGUUGUUUGGUAUAUUAGAAUGUUUACUUGAGCAGGUAUAGGAUCCCACUUCUGUAAGUAAAACUCAGAUAUCUGACUGAGAUUAGUCUUUUAUAAUAUAUUAAUGACUGGUCUUUGUGUGUGUAAAUAUGAAACACUAUUUUGUUGCCUUUUACCUGUGGAAGCGCCAGUUUGACUUUGCACCACCAGCUACAAUGCAAGACUUGUCUAAGCAUUGUUAUGGCCGUCCAAUAGCAGGAGUGCCAAAAACCGUACCAAAUUCCUUUGUGAUGAAUUUUAAGUCAUAGUGGCUUUUUUGUGGCAGAGGAACAAUCCCAUUGGACAAAACAAGUUUGCAUAUCACACAUGAUUGAGGUGGUGUUGAUAUCCUAUUCUGACAUAAAAAACGCAAGUUGUGGCUGUUAAAAAACAUACACAACGUUUUGCCAGUACACUCUUCAAAGCCUUACUGACGAGGAAACACGGGCAAAUCAUCACCAGCAUUCUUUUAAAAAUAUUUUUCAAGUAAUUUUUUCAUACCAAUAUGUUCUUUGUAAUCUCACUAGUCUAAACGGAAUUUUGAUUAAUAUUGUGUUGGUGGAAUUAAAUAAUGUAAAUUAAUCCACCCAUUUUUUUUUUUUAUCAAUUUCAGGGUGCCACUGUCAUUCUAUUGCCCCAUUGUCGUCGCAUAAAAUUGUCAACAUUGCAAAUGUCAUGUGCCCAAACCCAAAACAGGUGGAGUGUAACCAUUGCAAUGCGAGCCCGCAAAUGGCGGUAGAAAGUUAAAAUGACUGCACCCUGAAAUGGAUGAAAAUGGGAUAAUUAAAAGGCUUAAUUCUUAUUCCACCAAUGCUGGAUUAAUCAAAAUACUGUUUCUAGACUAGUGGCACAUGGAAAUACUGUUGCAUAGAAAAUGUUUGACUGAUUUUGAAUCCUCGAUUUUCCAAUUAUUAUUUUUUUAAUGCUGAUUAACCAUGUCUAUGACAGAAUUUCAUCAAUAUUAAUUGGUAUUGAACACUAGGUGUUAGAGAUAGCUGAGCUUAAAACUAAUUCAACACAAGUUUUGAGCUCUUGCCCACAACCAUUCCAGGAAUUAUUUUUUUUUUGUGGGGAAAAAAACACCAGUUUGUUUCACUGAGGAAGGAAAGGUUUAGUGAAAUUUCACUUUUUCCGUUUUCUUGUCAAAGGUUUUAGGUAUGGUUUAUUGAAUCAACAUCUUUAUAAGUAAAGUUCUCAACAUUAACGCAACAUGAAAGCGUAAGCAGAUUUAUUUCUCAUGUUUUUUAAGCAAAGCAAUAGUAGCCUACCGCAUUGGUUUGAAAAUGUUAAUUGUCAUUCAUCAAUGCUACGCCCAGCCUGCAUAGACUUAUAAAACCACAAGCAAUCAAAUUAACAUUUGCAAUGAAUCAUGACUGUGCAAGACAAACUUUUUUUUUAUAUAUAUAAAACAUUUUCUGGCUUGUGCUUUUUUUUUUGCAGUCUCAUGUCACAAAAUGUUAGUGUUGACACACAUUGAUCUUUUUCAUAUAUAUAUAUAUAUAUAUAUAUAUAUAUAUAUACACACACACGUUUUUUUCCCAUGCAAAAUAAUUCUGGGGCUUUCUGCAAUGAAUGUUCAAUCCAGACAAAUUUGACUGUGUGAAGCCUGUUUGAAGUUGAGGAUUUUGUUCAGUGUAAACUCCGAAGCACUUGCAGCAAACCAGGAUAUGCACACUACAACAGAGUGGUACUUAAAGCGGCAUUUUAGUUUGUAGUAAUAAGAUAAGAAUUUCUGUUUGUUGUUCUCCAUGCUUCGUUUUUGGUAAUCCAGAUGUUUUCAUUUCAUUGUGUGCAUGUCAACACUGUCCUCCAAGUGAAAUGCUCUUAUGUGGAAUGGCAUUGUGAUCUUGGAAAUGUGUAAUUCAUUUAAUAGACUUUUUUUAUUUACAAUGUUGCAUGUGGACUGAGCUUGUCCUUUAUAAGUUUGAGUUAAACAACAUUUUUUUAGAAGGAUAGUGACAUAGAAAAGCAAAACACUAAAAAAAACUGGUCAAAAUCAAGCAUGUGCUGUCAUAUUACCUUUUCUAGUGGCUGCAAACAGAUGUGCCUGAAUUACUAAGCAAGAUUUUUCCACAUGCUGAUGCUUCCUCCCUGUCUUGUUUGAUGUAAUAUACUGUGAAGGAAGCCAGAUAUCAAACAACCAAACUAUGUCAUAAGCAAUUUAUUUGAUGAAACAUUAUGGUGGUGUUUGUCCAGUUAAAGUUAAACCUUGAAAUGGGAUACGAAUCAUGACUGUGCAAGAAACUGACUUUUUUUUUUUUUAAAUCAAUAACUUUGGGUGGGAGGAGAAUUUGGGGAAAAAAUAUUUGGCCAAAUCAUCUGUUUUUGAGGAAUGGGAGUGAGACGGGGUUAAUAUGGAAAAUGUUGUGAAGGCAAAUGAAUGUAUAUCUUUGUACAAACCGUUUAGAACAGAGGACUUAGUUAUAGUUAUGACAGACAUGCAAGGAAAAAACUUUUUAUAAAACAUUUUGUAUUAGAUUAUUAACAGUGAUAAGUUUUGUACAUACGUAUGAAGGCUAGGCUUUCUGGUUAGCAGAAAGGUAAAACAUUCCUACAUUUUUUUAAAAUGUAUGUUCACGGAAAAUAAUUAUGUAAACAUGCGCAAGGUUUUAUGUACCUUUUAUUUGGGUUUGUCUAAAUAAAGGAAAACAGUAAAACAUGAUUGUCAACUGGCCAUGUUCGACCUACGUAUGUCUGACGCUUUUUGGGUGGCUAAGGUGGUUUGAUGCCUAGAGCUAAGAAACCCCCACAAUAUCCAUGGAUGUGAACAGUGUGUUUACAAGCUAACCGUGUGUUUACGAGCAACGUGGCGUAUAGUUGGCCUGUUUGCUGUAAACCGCCGCUGUGAAGAUGGUUAUUGACAGAUUGAGAGCGCGUGCCAAAAAACGAGCAAAAGUUCUUUUUCCAUUCUUUAACUAUUAAACUUGGAAAUGUU
Messenger RNA from Syngnathus typhle (broad-nosed pipefish), 8623 nucleotides. RefSeq names its product vascular endothelial zinc finger 1-like. The record is from RefSeq and is a predicted model, not a curated record. Gene Ontology annotation, biological process: regulation of transcription by RNA polymerase II. The transcript is spliced from 7 exons. Gene Ontology annotation, molecular function: DNA-binding transcription factor activity; RNA polymerase II cis-regulatory region sequence-specific DNA binding. The coding region runs from base 74 to 1576 and encodes 500 amino acids. Lineage: Eukaryota; Metazoa; Chordata; Actinopteri; Syngnathiformes; Syngnathidae.